GGCUGCUGUUACCGGUUCCAUUCUGAUAUUUUGCGGUCUCCACGGUGGCGAACGAUCCGGGAUCCGGACGCCGGCGAAGAGAGGGUUUCUACUCGCCGGCUCGAGCGUCUCUUUCCUAGUGGCAUCCCCUCUAUACUGUUUAGACAAAGCAUUUGGAGGAGAUUGUCGCUGGAGAUGUACGGCGCAGCAAGCGACGGCGAGGGGGCACCGGACGCUGUCCCCAAGAAGAUCCCGCCGGCUUCGUCCAUGCCGUGGGUCCGAAACCUCCGUAGGUUCAUCGGAUCGGGGACUGGCUUAGGCUCCGAGGCACGAAUGGAGCUUGAAACGAAGAGGAUAUUGCUUGAUAUCUUUAAAGAACGGCAGCAGAAAAAUGCUGAAGCAGGCUCAAUUCCAUGCUUCUACAAAAAGAAACCUGAAGAAGGCUCAAUCAGCCAAAGAGUUCAAAGAUUGGCAAAAUAUAGAUUUUUAAAGAAACAAUCAGAACUCCUGUUGAAUGCUGAUGAUUUGGAUGCUAUGUGGGUCUGCUUACGAGAAAAUUGUGUGAUUGAUGAUGCUAGUGGUGCUGAGAAGAUGAACUAUGAAGAUUUUUGUCAUAUUGCAUCAGUUUGCACCGAACAAAUAGGCUCAAAAUGUCGGAGAUUUUUUAGCCCAUCAAAUUUUAUGAAGUUCGAGAAAGAUGAAUCUGGAAGGAUAGCCAUACUUCCAUUUUAUCUCUAUGUCAUGAGAACGUUCCCUUAUGCAUUACGUGCGCUCCUCUUAGGCCGCGCCUCCGCUCCAAUUUAUGCUCGUUUGUCCCUCUGUUAUCGGAAAGAAGCCGGUUCAAUUGAACCGGCUAAACCGGUUCUCACAUUAGGGGAGCUUGGGUGUGAGGUGCGUGAUGUGCGCGGGUGUGAGCUGUCUGAUCUGAGAGCAAGGCCAACUGCGUGGUGCGACCGUGGGUGCGACCGUGCAGGAUGUGUGCGAGUGCAUGUGCUGGGUGCGAGCGUAGUUGUUGUGCAGGUCGGGCUCGGUACUGGAACUUGGUACCGCUCGGUACUCGGUACCGCUCGAUACUGGAACUUGGUGCCGCUCAGUACCGGAACUCGGUAUCGCUCGUGUUCUGUUAUGUUUCAGGAAACUGAGGAAGAAGUGGCUGAUACAGAACAGGCUGAGAAUUGGUUCUCUUUGACUUCUGCCCAACGAAUAUGUGAUAUGUUUCUUGCAUUGGAUAAGGAUAUGAAUGGAACGUUAAGUAAGCAGGAGCUCAAGGAGUAUGCUGAUGGAACAUUGACAGAGAUAUUCAUCGAAAGGGCCUUUGAUGAACAUGUACGCCGUGGUAAAAUGGGAGGGGGUAAUGCACGUGAGAUGGAUUUUGGAAGUUUUCUAGACUUUGUGUUAGCUCUGGAAAACAAAGAUACAGCUGAAGGAUUAACAUACUUGUUCAGAUGUCUUGAUCUUCAUGGAAGAGGUUAUCUUACAACUGCUGAUAUUCAUUCUCUUUUCAGGGAUGUUCAUCAGAAAUGGAUGGACGGUGGAAACUAUGAACUAUGUAUUGAAGAUGUAAGGGAUGAAAUCUGGGACAUGGUCAAACCAGCUGACCCCCUUAGGAUAACUCUUGCUGAUCUCCUUUCCUGCAAGCAAGGUGGCACUGUUGCAAGCAUGCUUAUUGAUGUUAGAGGAUUCUGGGCUCAUGAUAAUAGAGAGAAUCUCCUGCAGGAAGAAGAGGAGCCUGAGGAGUAGUAGUUCAUUUCUUUCUGAAAAUGUCUUUUUAUCAAUCUUGCCUGAAAUGUUAGUACAGGAAACCAAAAUCCAAUACUAGAACUCUUUUUAAGUUGCAGGUUGUUCUAAGUUCCAAAUUUAGCGAAAAAAUUCUUGAAGAUUUUCAAGAGCAAUUUGCUAGUGUAUUUUAAGUUUCGUUUGGGACAGCAUUUUUACUACUUCUUAAAGUAACUUUUUAAUAGAAUUUUAAAAUUUUUAUACUAGAAAGCUUCCUUAAGAAGCAGUAAGAAAGUCAUCUCAAACGAAACUUUAGUCUCAAGUAUUGUGAUUUUUGCUUUGCAUUCACUGUAUUUGUAGUGUAUUUAUGUAAUGGAAAUUGGGUUUUCUAUUUGUAGUGCUGUGAGUUUGAAUGUUCUGUUUUUCUUCAUCUA
This is a messenger RNA of Dendrobium catenatum, 2129 nucleotides long. Its product is annotated as probable serine/threonine-protein phosphatase 2A regulatory subunit B'' subunit TON2. NCBI's taxonomy places the organism in Eukaryota, Viridiplantae, Streptophyta, Magnoliopsida, Asparagales, Orchidaceae. Gene Ontology annotation, biological process: cortical cytoskeleton organization; regulation of dephosphorylation; microtubule cytoskeleton organization. Gene Ontology annotation, cellular component: spindle; centrosome. The record is from RefSeq and is a predicted model, not a curated record. The coding region runs from base 175 to 1719 and encodes 514 amino acids. The transcript is spliced from 11 exons. Gene Ontology annotation, molecular function: calcium ion binding.